Messenger RNA from Alligator mississippiensis (American alligator), 3710 nucleotides. Its product is annotated as myosin-IIIb. The record is from RefSeq and is a predicted model, not a curated record. Gene Ontology annotation, molecular function: cytoskeletal motor activity; protein binding; ATP binding. The transcript has 30 exons. NCBI's taxonomy places the organism in Eukaryota, Metazoa, Chordata, Crocodylia, Alligatoridae. Gene Ontology annotation, cellular component: myosin complex. Bases 1 to 3375 code for a protein of 1124 amino acids.
AUGCGGACCGGGCCCCGGCCGGGACCGCCCCAGGGCGGGCGAGCGGGGGUCGGGCCCAGACGGGGCGGGCCUGGGGCGGGGGUCUGGAGCCGGGACUGGGAGGAGCCUGCGCUCGGUGCCGGGUCAGGGCCAGGCGCGGCGGCCGCGAUGGCGCCCCCGGGAGAGCCGCGGGCGCUGGCCGGGGACCGGGACCCCGACCCCGACCCCGACCCCGACCCCGAGGGGGACCUGGCGGCGCUGGCGGAGCUGGACGAGGCGCGGUUGCUGCAGAGUCUGACCGACCGCUUCCUACAACAGCGGAUCUAUACCUACGUCGGGGAUAUUCUGGUGGCCGUGAACCCCUUCCAGCGCCUGCCGCUCUACGAGAAGCCGAUUGCCGAGAAGUACCGCAGCCGUGCCAAGGGCAGCCUGCCCCCCCACAUCUUUGCUGUGGCUGACCGAGCCUACCAGGCCAUGCUGGGGCGCCUGGGGAUGGGGCCGCAGAACCAGUGCAUUGUCAUCAGUGGAGAGAGCGGUGCAGGGAAGACAGAGAGCACAAAGCUCCUACUGCAGCACCUCAUGAACUUGUGCAGGGGCCACUCACAGCUGGAGCAGCAGAUUCUGCAGGUGAACCCGCUGCUGGAAGCCUUUGGCAAUGCCCAAACAGUGAUGAAUGACAACAGCAGCCGCUUUGGGAAGUAUGUACAGCUGCGGUUCCAGCAGAGCACAGUGAGGGGUGCCAAGCUGAGCGAGUACUUGCUGGAGAAGUCCCGCGUCGUGCAGCAGGAUGCUGGGGAGAGGAAUUUCCAUAUCUUCUACUACAUGUUUGCAGGGCUCUCUGCAGAAGAGAAGGAGAUAUAUGGGCUGCUGGAUCCUGCACGGUACAGGUACAUUGGUGGCCAUUUUGGGACACAGGCCACGACUGAAUGCUGGAAGCACAAGUACCGGGAGGUGUGCAAUGCCCUGGACAUGGUGGGCUUCCAGGAGCAGGAGCAGGUGGACAUGCAGGCAAUCCUGGCUGGGGUCCUGUCUCUGGGCAAUGUGUCCUUCCAGCCCCAGGAGAGCAAUGGGGCCGUGCAAGUGGGCGAAGUCUCCCGGGGCUGGCUGAAGGCUGCAGCGGGACAGUUUGGUGUCCAGGAAGAGGAGCUGCUGAGCUGCCUCAUUUGCACGGUAUCUGUGACCCGGGGGGAGCAGAUUCAGCGGCUCCACACACAGCAGCAGGCAGAGGACGCCCGGGACUCCAUUGCCAAGGUGGCAUAUGGUCGUGUGUUUGGCUGGAUCGUCUGCAAAAUAAAUGAGCUGCUGGCCGAAAGUGUGGACCCUGAUGUAGAGCUGAGGGAAAUCGGGAUUCUGGACAUCUUUGGGUUUGAGAACUUUGUGGUAAAUCGCUUCGAGCAGCUUUGCAUCAACCUGGCCAAUGAGCAGCUGCAGCACUUCUUCAACCAUCACAUCUUCCGGCUGGAGCAGGCCGCCUACCGGGAGGAGGAGCUGCCCUGGGAGACCAUAGCCUUCACAAACAACCAGCCCAUCCUGGACCUGCUCCUGGCCAAGCCGCUGGGGCUACUCUCCCUCCUGGACGAACAGAGCAGAUUCCCGCAGGCGACUGAUAAAACCUUUGUGGACAAACUGAACAGCAGUUUCAAAGGGAACGUGCACUUCCAGCUGGUGCGGGGCCGGGUGCCGAGCUUCAGCAUCCUCCACUAUGCAGGCAAGGUGCAGUAUUCUGCCAGCGGCUUCCUGGAGAAGAACCGGGACACCUUGCCAGCCAACAUCCGUGGCCUCUUCAUCAAUAGCAUCACCCCGCUGCUGAGUGUGCUGUUCACGGCCACCAUCUCCCGGACAGGGACUCUGAUGCCUCACAUUAAAGCCAAGGUGCCUCUGGGAGCAGGGGACAACUUCAACAACACAAGGAAGCAGUCGGUGGGAGCCCAGUUCCGGCACUCACUGUCUGUGCUCAUGGAGCGCAUGUACUCGGCCACCCCCCACUUUGUGCGCUGUGUCAAGCCCAACAGCCGGAAGGAGCCAGGUGUGGCUGACAGCCAGGUGCUGCUGCAGCAGCUCAGGUACAAUGGGCUGCUGGAGACCAUCCGCAUCCGGCGAGAGGGCUUCUCCUGGCGACCGUCCUUUGAAGACUUUGCACAAAAGUACCGAAUCCUCCUGAUCAAGCCGGAUGCUGAUCUUUCGAAGGAGAGCUGUUUAGAAAUUUUGCAGAGCACGGAGCUGGCAGGCUGGAAGUGUGGGAAGUCCCGUCUCUUCUUCAAGUACUGGCACCAGGAGCAGUUGGCAAGGAGCAUAGAGCACUUGGAAAAGGCAGCGGUCACCAUCCAGAAGACCUAUAGGGGAUUCUGCUGCCGGAGGAGCUACCGAGUACUGGUGGCCGAGCGGACUGCUCAGGCACGGCGGCUGCAUGAGGCAGCAGAGAGGGAAAGGAACAGGCAGGUUGAGAUGGAGGCCCAGGCUCCUGAAACAGCUACCCCACCGGUCCCAGUGCCGCGGAGGAGACGUUUGCGGCCCCUGUCCCGUACUCGGGCUGCUGCUGACCUGCCACUGCAGCCCCCAAUCCCACGUCCCCGCAGCAAGCUUACAGAGUCCACUCCCUUUGACAACUUCCUGCACACUGGACCCUGCCCCGCACUGGGGACAGCUGGAGAUGAGGCAAAGAAGAGGCAGCUCAAGAGGGGAGCAACGUUGCGCUGGUUCCGGGAGACGCAGGCCCGGAAGGUGCUGCAGGACGACGGAGCCUUCCCCAGCUGGCUGCAUGGAAUGAUCAGCAGGAGGGAAGCAGAGAACUUGCUGAUGGACAAGCCUCUGGGCUGCUUCCUGGUCCGGAUCAGCCAGAGCCGGCCAGGCUACACCCUGACGUAUAGGGGCACGACCCGCUGCCGCCACUAUAUGAUUGAGGUGCAGCCCAACGCCCGGUACGUCAUCCUGGGUGAGGAUCGGGCACACGCCUCACUCACUGAUCUGGUCCGGUACCACCGCACUGUGGGCAUCCAGCCCUUCUUGGAGACACUGACAGUGCCCUGCGGGCAGGGUGAUGGGAGCGCUGACUACGAGGAGCUGUGGUGCCUCACAAUAGCCCCAGGCUCCGCAGGCCAGCAGAAGGAGCCCCCUCCUGAAGGGCACCCACCCACUGAUGGCCGUGCCAGGCCUGUGGGCACUGCUGCCGCCAUCCUCAAGCGCAUGCAGCUGCAGAAGCCCCGGAGGUGCCAGGAGCCACCACCCGGCAUGGAGGAUGAGGGGGCCGAACUGUGCCUGGGUGAAGGGGAGCCGGCCCGGCGGGCCAUCCCACGCCUCUACCCCUCUAUUCGCCUGGCCAUGCGGGAGAUCCGCCAGCUCUCGUCCGGGCCCUCCGACAGCACCUGGGCGGAGCUGCUGUCCAGCCCCCAGCACUGAGGGUGGCUGGGCCCUGGCAGGAGCAGAGAGGCAGACCCUGCUCAGCCCAUGCUCCAGCAUUACAGGGCCACGUGCCAAGUAGGAACACCAGCAAGAUGCAGCCUCUUCUGUGGGGAUGGGCCCGUGCCGUGCCUCUGAUUGAGCCAGGGAGAAGAGCUCUGCGGCCAGGCUGCUGUUGGGACGCUGCGUGCAUCUGCAAGCCAUUAGGGAGGAGGAGAGGGCAAGAGCUGAAGGCCUGGGGCAGCCCUGGGGAGAGGAGGGGAGAGAAUGUGUGCCCUGCCCCUCCUCGCACCGGAUGUGCCCUCACAAUUAGAGCCCUCGUUGUCAGCCCUUGC